This is a messenger RNA of Hypoxylon trugodes, 1252 nucleotides long. RefSeq lists its product as uncharacterized. NCBI's taxonomy places the organism in Eukaryota, Fungi, Ascomycota, Sordariomycetes, Xylariales, Hypoxylaceae. The transcript has a single exon. The record is from RefSeq and is a predicted model, not a curated record. The coding region runs from base 168 to 1052 and encodes 294 amino acids.
GAAAGCCGACAAGUGACGUCGUUAUCUCAACAACAUUGAACUCAGCUGUAUCGCGUGUGCUACACCAAAGUGCAAAACGCAAGGCACAAGCAAUUUUCUUACGCAACCACCAACCAACCUACAUACAUACCAUCCCUUGAUACCGGAAUAGGGUCCGAAUAGGCGCAAUGCUAAGGCGCAUGAACUUGCCCCGAAAAUCGAGGGCCGCCACCACCUUACCCUCGGCACCCUUAUCUCCCACCUCACCUACCACCACAACACCCUCCCGGUGCCCGCCCCUCCCGCUAGAAAUAUGGACACAGAUAGUGCGCGCACUCAUCCUACACGCCGUCGAGGAUCUCCCAGAAUUAUGGGCCGAUAUACGCCUCUUAUCGCAUACCCUAAAAGCAGCCCUCGAAACUGCAUUCGCCGACGAGCAUUUAUCUUGCAUGUGGCUAUACGUCAGCAACCCGAAUCUGCCAAUUCCCGAGGGCUUGCAUCCGUGGCGUCGCGGGAAUUGGACUAGGAGUAAUGCGCCUACGCCUUUGAAAUUGAUGCUUUCGCAUUUUUCGCCGGAUCGUAGACGUGCGUAUUUUGUGCUGGGCGGUGGGAUGAGGAGUUGGCGGUACCGCCGGGAUGGAGAUGGGGAUGGUGGGGAAAGGGAGCUGCGGGAAGCGAUAGCGCGUGGGUUGCCGGAGUGUACUGAUAAUACUGUCGUGGCUGAGUGGUUGCGCUCAGCGCGUGGGAUCCCGCCGCCGGGUGUGCGGCCUACGGAGGGCAGGUUGAAGAUGACGGUUGGUCCGGAUUGUGCUUGGACGCAUUGGAAGCACCCGGUGAUAGGGAGUGAUGGGUUCGUCGUCGAGUCUAGGGGAGUUACAUUUAAAGAUGACGGUACAAGUCAAGGCGAUAGUGAAGAGGAUGAGAAAAAGGUGAAGAGAAACCGGAAUAUGGUGCAUGCCUUGGGACUCGAGGUCGAUCGAACGAAAUGCGAAGUCUCCCUCGAAUGGACGACGUUAAUCAGUUGCGUGUUUGCUAGGCCGCGGAAGACAUUUGGUGAGGCGUUCAGGAAAUAAUACCGAGAAAUGAGGUCUGCAUUUUGGCGCGGAGUUUUUUACAGCAUAAUAGGGAAUCCUGGUCGGCUAGAUUUGUUUUCGUUAUCUUCUAGACGCAAUCUUAACGACGUUGGGUAUUAGAUCCUCAUCGCGGUAUUACCUCGCUAUUCGAGUAAUCAAAUUCAACUACGAUUACGUGCCUAAUAUAAUAACUUAUUUCA